Messenger RNA from Microplitis demolitor, 3258 nucleotides. RefSeq lists its product as uncharacterized. Bases 1810 to 2475 code for a protein of 221 amino acids. Gene Ontology annotation, cellular component: nucleus; transcription regulator complex. The transcript has 3 exons. NCBI's taxonomy places the organism in Eukaryota, Metazoa, Arthropoda, Insecta, Hymenoptera, Braconidae. Gene Ontology annotation, biological process: regulation of transcription by RNA polymerase II. The record is from RefSeq and is a predicted model, not a curated record.
GUCAUUGGCGGGAAACAGUUAAAUUUUUUUUAUUUGCGUACGUCUCGUGACGUGACUCAUAUCAAUACCAAGAGCACCAAAGAGAACUCAGUUAUUUAUCGCCAGUAGAACUGGAAUCAUCAAAUUAAAAAAUGGCUCCUCGUUCUUUUAAUAAAUCAUCAGUUAAAAAAUUAAUUCGUCUUGUACAGAAGAAUCCAUGUUUGUAUGAUAAUAAAGCUAAGAAGGCAUGCAAAGCUGAAGACAUUGAAAAAAUUUGGAAAAAAAUUGCCAAAGAAUGUUCUCUCGAAGUCGCACAAGUCAGGAGGAAGUGGACAAAUCUUCGGCGUGUUUAUGUAUCCGAUGUAAAGAAAAAGACAGAUAAAUCAAAUUAUAAAAGUGAGCUAAAUUUUUUGUACAAUUUUGUACUCGAUGGUCAAGAUGUCAGUAACGAUGAAGUUAAGAUUGUUGAUGAAGUUAUAAAAAAAGAACCUCGGGAUACUGGUUAUGAUAAUGAAUAUGAAAAUCGUCCGUCAACAUCUUUAGGUCGACAAUCUGUGCUUAGCGGAUAUGAUCAUCCGUCAGUGACAAUUUAUCCGUCAAACGGAUCACUUCAAAUCGACGAUGACGAAUUGAAACCUUAUUUUGAAUCAAUAUAUCGGAGUACGAAAAAAUUGCCGCGAGAUCUGCAAUUACAAGUGAAAACUCAAUUUUCAAAAUUUAUUAAUGCUGCUGAAGCAACUGCCAACGAAAGAGAUUUUCAGUGAAUACUAACUACUCAUAGUCAACAUGAUAUUUUUUAACCAAAAGUUAAUGACGGCGCGAAAGUACUAGCAUUUAUUUCAAAUUUCAAGUACAUGUUACAUUAAAUUUGAAAGAAGAGUUUGAAAAUUAUUUGACUUGGGAAAAAAAUUUUGAUAAAGCCUCCAUUCGAAUACGAAAGAGGAAAAAGUGCAAACUCCCCUUAAAUAAUUUAUUUUUUUAUUGGAUGAACAAAAAAAAAUAAUCACUUUGUUUUAAAUAUUUUUUGUAUGUAUAAUUAUAGACAAGUACAAUCCCAGUUAUUGUCGGCUAUGAAAACUCGAAGAAUAAAUAUUUAUAAGUUUUUUAUGCUCAAGGAUUUAUGAAAAUAAAUAUCCGAAUCAGUUUUAUCACCAUAAAACAAUAAAAAUAUUUAUUUUUAUGGAUUCUAUAUUUUUUUUUCAAGACACCAUCAAGUAGAAUGUAUACCUCUGCAUAAUUACAUUUUUUUAACAAUUAUAAAUAUAUAUCCUUACCAUAAGUUAAUUUUCAUUUCAAUUUAUCAACCUAAAUCCCGACUCUUUGACCCUGCGGGCGCCAAUUACGAAUUUUCCAUUUAAUUUUUUAAUUUAAAUUUUAUGCCGAAUUUCCAAAAAUGCUUCAGGAACUUUCGAUUCUAAAUCGUUUUUCUGUACUGCUAUAUUUCUGUUACACUUCUUCUGGGACAUCCUGUAUAUAUAUAAUAUAUAUAUUUCAACAUUAAUACUACUGCGCGCAGUAAAAAGUUAAAGAUAAUUUCUGAUAAAAGUUAUAAAUAACAAAGGAUUAAAAAAUGCUAUCAGCCGCUAGCGAGCCCACCAGCUAAGCGGGCAUAUCAGACAAAACAUUUCACUGUUUAAUACACACAUGGUCGUUAAAAUGUAGCGUUAUAAUGGUGACUCAAUCAUUGGCGGGAACUUGUCGCCAGUGUUAUAUUAUUUUUUACUCUGAGUUAAAACGCAGAACAGAAAACGCUUCACUUCAGUUGUAAACCAUCAGUAGUACUGAAGAGGUCUGGACUGAUCGUCUAAUUUAUUGAUGUAAAAAAUUACAAUGGCUUCUUAUCCGUCAAGUACUUCAGAUCCUAAAUUAAAAUUCAUAAAUUGUGUACGUAAAUAUCCUGGACUGUAUGAUCCAACUGAAAAAAAUUAUCGCGACCGUGAUUACACCGCAAUUGCUUGGGAAGAAAUCGUAAAAGAAUGUCACAUGCCAUCAGUGGCAAAAGCUAAAACGAUGUGGGGAAACCUUCGCAGAGUAUAUAAAUACAGUUUAAGUAAUCCAAAGAAAAAAAAACCAAAGUAUUACAAUGAUCUUAAAUUUAUGUUUUCAUUUAUCCAAAAAAAUGAUUGCGACGAUAAUGACGACGAGGUACAGUUCAUAAUGAAAAAAGAACGGACAGAUGACGACGAAAUUGAAAGAGAAAAUUUAUCAGAGAGAUCAUCCUCAGUUAUGACCAAUCGACGAAGAAAUUAUUCAAUUGACAAUCGUCCUUCGACGUCUGGACGUCACUCUGUGUUACACGAUCAUGAGUAUCCUAGUUCCUCGUAUCCUAGUGGCUCGCAACAGAUCAAUCAACAGGACGACUUGAAGGUUUUUCUCGACUCGAUGUAUCUCAUGGCGAAAAAAUUACCACUCGCGUUGCAGAGGCAUGUCAGAAACCAGAUUUUUGAAAUUAUCAAAACUGCUGAAUCGAGUACUGUAAUUGAAGAAACCAACUGAUAAGUAUUAUUUUUUAUAAGAUAAGGACUACUCACUACUAUUAGUUAUUAUACUCAAUAGAUAUAUCUAUUUUGGUUUUUUUAAAGAUUAGAUGUAAAAAUAUCUAUGUAUUUCAAGGAUUAAUUAUUACAUGGAUAAAUUAUUUUUAUACACUGUGAAAAAUUCCUAUUAAAUUUUACUAUGGGUGCAUUGUAAACCCGGACCAUAAGAAAACUGAUACAAAAUUUACAAGUGUCCCAUAGUAAACGUAUGCGCAUAGGUCCCAAUUCUGUCGUCUGCGCAUACUGUUUACUAUGGGACACUUGUAAAUUUUGUACCAGUUUUCUUAUGGUCUGGUGUUAUAAUGCACCCAUAGUAAAAUUUGUUGGAAAUUUUUCACAGUAUAUGAAAAGCUACGGUGUCAUAGCAAAGCCGAUCACAAAUUACUGUAACCGUAAACUUACAAUAAAUCUUAUUAUGGCCGUAGUAAUUUUUUUUGUUCAUUUCAAUUUCUAUAGGCGGCAAAUAUGGCCUGGCUUUACUAUGACACCAUAGAAUUUCAAACAGCAAUAAUUUCCGUUGCAAUAUUAUUCUUUAUUUUGCUCAGUGAAAUUGCUCAUUGAUUUAAUUAUUUUUUCUACACAAAAAAUAAUUAAAUUUUAAUAUCAAUUUGUUCAAAAAUUAAUUUGCUGUACCCGGAAUUUCAUAUUAUAAAGUCCUCUGAACAAUUAAAUUUAAAUUAAAUUCUAUUUUAUAAUAAAAUAAAAAAUUAUAUUUAAUUAAUCCUAUUUUAAAAUAUUUAUA